CCCGGGGGCGCGGGGCCACCCGCGAGCCCAUCGCCGGGACACUAUCAUCCCCCUGCGCACAGUCCGCCCCUGGUCAAGAUUGGCGCAGUCCACGCCCACCAGCCGAACAAUAACCACCACCAGCACCAUCAGCAGCAACAGCAGCAACAGCAACAACAGCCGUCGAGUCAACCGCAGGUGCCGGGUGCUGGCGCGGGAGGGGCCGGCGGGCCGGGGGGCGGCGUGGCCAGGGCCGGAGGCAUGUUCUGCUACCACUGCCCCCCGGGCCUCCCAGCGCCGCGAUUACCGCCAUCCCUGGAGUAUCCCUUCGCUCCGACUCACCCCUUUCUCCGAUUCGUUACAGAUACUAGUUACUCCGCCUAUCACCCAGCGCUGCACGGAGUCGGCGAGGAUUCCUUCGUGCGGAGGAAGCAGCGGCGGAACAGGACAACUUUCACCCUCCAGCAACUGGAGGAACUCGAGUCCGCCUUCGCGCAGACUCACUACCCGGACGUCUUCACGAGGGAAGAUCUGGCCAUGAAGAUUAAUCUCACGGAGGCCAGAGUACAAGUAUGGUUCCAAAAUCGGCGGGCGAAGUGGCGUAAGAGCGAACGACUGAAGGAGGAGCAACGCAAACGCGAGGGCGGAAACGGCGGCGGUGGCGGCAGCGGGGGCGCCGGCGGCGGUGGCGGUGGCGGCGGCGGUAACGUAGAGUCCUCCGCUCUGACCGCGCCAACGUCCUCGUCGGCGGGCCCGAGUCCCACGGGGAACGAUCCGGAGGGCACCACGACGAGCAGCAGCGCCGCCGACACGGAGGACGCCGUGGCGGAGGGCGCUGGAGUUGGUGGCGGCGGCGGCGGCGGCGGCGGCUCCAGGAGCCCCAGCACGACUUCCGCCUCGGUCAGUCCCCGACCUCAGCCGAGUCAGCCGUCCCUGGGUGGCGUCUCGACGCCACCGCCGACCCCCAUAAGGGCGCCGCCGCCACCACCGAGCACCGUGGGGGGCCUCGGACCGCCCGCCGAGAGCACUACGGGGAUAGGCGCGGGCUUCAGGCCAGUGGAGCCGCCGACGUCCAUCUUCUUCUCUCCUCAUCUGGCUGCGCAAUUCUCACCGCCGCUCUUCAGCAACAAAGUCAUAAGCAGCGCGUCGACAUCGUUGACAUCGACGACUCCUACGUUGUGGACGACCAGCGAUCAGCAUCGGCCGGGCAGUCUUCAGGAGAUGUUGUCCUGGUCGCCGACUGGCUGGCCCGGUUCGAUUUGCGGCUGUUGCAAACCCGGCGCCGCCGGCACCGGCACCACCGACCUCCAUCGGAGCAACAGCCUCGCCGAGCUGCGAAGGAAAGCUCAGGAACACUCGACCGCCUCCGCCCUUCUCGGUGGCCUCGCCGGCUUCCCCGGAGGGCUGCCCCUGCCUCUACCCUUACCGCUGCUGCCGCCCUUGUUGGGCCUCUCCAGGCGACCGGAACAUCAUCACCAUCACCAUCUGCCUGGCGUGGUACAUCAGAUACAACCCACCACUAAGGAAGAUCCCUAGGAUCGCCUUCACGAAUACCGGAAUCGUCGUCUCGUAGGCGCAACACAUAAAUCUCAAAGGGAUAUUCUGCGCGUAUCGGAUGGUUGCAAAGUUCGAAGCUAGACAACGAUAUAACAAUCUCGGUGAGUUCGGAUCUCGAUGCCAUCUAGAUGCUGAAGAAUGUUAUGACAAAUAUAUAUAGAACGUUAUGCGUUUCUGUGUUUUUUUUUUUUCAUGUACGGAAAAUUAUUUUUCUAGCUUUUUUGCAGUAAGCACUACCGUUAGAUAUAUGGUCGUUUUUGUCAGAUUUAAUUUUGAAGUUUACGAAGCGUUUUUAAAUCGUUGAUAUCAUCGAGUUAACAGUUGAUUUCAGUUUACCGAAAAUGUAGCGUCGAAAAUUUGAACUCAUCGAUGUUACACAGCCAUCUUCAUAAGUGCUUUCCUUAUUAUAAAUAACUGCAUUUUAAUCUUCCCGUAUUUUUUGUUUUUAACCGGAAAAAAAGCUUUUCUAAGUUUCGACGUUGUGAUAGUUCAGGCGAGUUUUAAGGGUCUCAAUUCCGGAAGACGAUGAAGAAUUAACGAACCACAAUGCUACUACUAAGGUGGUAACUUUGGCUCGGUAAGGCGAGCUCGCGCAAACACCGCAAACUGUAUUCAUGCUGUCUUCGAUUGCGACUUGUUAAAAUAAACAUGGCGUGAAUCCUGUUAAAAACUUGCGCAAUCUUGAUAGAAAACUUAUUUUAGCUCAUAUAACACGUUGAGUUCCGAGGAAGAAAUGUUGAGAAGCGAGAAAUUUCGAUUUGCAGCAAAUUUGACAAUCAACUUCAUUUUUAAUGACAAGACGGCAUUAAUUCUAUAAAGUUUUUAAGUAAACUGUUUAAUUUCUUCUCUUUCUCUUUGAAAGUACUAAAUCGAUCAUUUGCGAUUAUUUCUCAUGUUUCUCGGCUAUUCUAUCUUUUUGGGGAUUUUAAUAAAAAUGGGAAACAGAUACUAUUAAUACUCAUUGCAUAUGCAAUAAACGGUUGAAUAAUGCAGCACUAUCAAUUUGCAGAUUACUUUGUUAUAUCCGCGAACAAUGUAAAUAGGCGGGGUGCAUUACAAUAAUCUUCCGUAGUUAUUCUCAGACACGUAAACCUUUUUCUCACAUAUUUAAUCAGCAAUAGCGUCUAAAUCUCUAUAUUAUGCAGAAUUUAUAUUUUAUUUAUUGCCUCGUAACUCGCGACCUAGAUACAUUUGUAUCGCCGCUCUAUUCACAAUCUACAACGUAUGAAAAUCGUUAAGUUCCAGAUGUAUCGUAAAAAAAAAAAAAAGCAAAACCAGUUUGUCCAAUCCGUUAAUCACGGCGAAGAAAAAGCAUCCUAAAAUUCCGCGAGAGGGAGAAGCCGGAUUUCAGAAUUGGCUUCUUGAAUUUGGAAACGCGCGCGGCGGAUCGCGCUUAUAUUGUACAUAAUGAGAGAAGUAAAUGCGGCGAGAACGGGAACGAGAACGACGCGCGCGAUAUUGCGGUCGAGUGCGACCUGUGCGGGGAAGAUGUGUAGCACAAGAGGUGUGUUUAUACGGAUGGUUUCGUUUCCUUCCACGCGAGUAAGAAGACGCGACGGACCAACACGUGCCUGAUGCGCUGUAUAUUCAAUUGCUCGAUACGCUCGACCAGUCGAUUCGUUCAAGCCACGCGGACAGGCUCGAGUGUGCAUUCAUCAUAAAAUUGCCUGCGAGCGGGAAUCGAAACCGAUACGAUCUCAGAUUCACAGAUUUCGAUACUGCUGUCGGAAAACGUCGGACGUUUCCUUUUUUUUUUUCUUGUAAAUGUUCCCUAAAUUAAAUUGAUCUCGAGAUUAUAUGGGUUUUGAUCGCCGGUUGCAGGUGAAGCGAAGAAACUCGUUUCGAGUUGGCUACUACUCUUAUAUGCCUUAAAAAAAAAAAAAAAAAAAUGUUCGUCGAUCGGCCGGCAAUAUUAACCGAUUUCAGAUAUUUGCUACGUUUGCGAGUGCCGUAAUUCAUCAAAUAAAAUCCGCCGUUCUGGAUCGAGGGAACGAGAGAGGGUUCGGAGCCGCGGAGGAGAGGGCGAGAUCACGGAACGGAUUUGGUUUGAUGAUUACGCAUAAAUUCGACGAGAUAACGAUAACUCCAUUUAUGUCGCAGUCCCUCUGGAUUUUCGCGAAACGAAAGGCGUAGAAGCGAAACGGACGUAGUUGUUUGUAGAGACCUGUAUAUUACCUCUCGAAAUAAAUAGUCAGUGCUAAUCAAAGAUAGCCUAAUGAAAAGUACAUAUAGCGAUUAAGGUAGCGAUUAACUGUGUAGUCAAAACUGUGGUAGCGAUAUAUCGAAUAAACUUGUUCUCUCAUGUGAUGAA
Messenger RNA from Monomorium pharaonis (pharaoh ant), 3847 nucleotides. RefSeq names its product cone-rod homeobox protein (gene Drgx). Gene Ontology annotation, molecular function: RNA polymerase II transcription regulatory region sequence-specific DNA binding; DNA-binding transcription factor activity, RNA polymerase II-specific. Lineage: Eukaryota; Metazoa; Arthropoda; Insecta; Hymenoptera; Formicidae. The transcript is spliced from 5 exons. Gene Ontology annotation, biological process: regulation of transcription by RNA polymerase II. The record is from RefSeq and is a predicted model, not a curated record. Bases 241 to 1515 code for a protein of 424 amino acids.